Molecule: messenger RNA, 9051 nt
Organism: Nerophis lumbriciformis (worm pipefish)
Lineage: Eukaryota; Metazoa; Chordata; Actinopteri; Syngnathiformes; Syngnathidae
Source: RefSeq, a predicted model, not a curated record
AUGAACCCCGCAGAAGCGGCCGAGGAGGCGCCCAGCGACCCCGACACUGAUGCAUUCUUCAAAACAGGGUCUCUGAGGACUGAAGGCAUCAAGGCGUCUGAUGUUCUGCCUGUUUUGAAGGAGAAAGUGGCCUUUGUAUCUGGUGGGCGGGACAAACGAGGAGGACCCAUCUUGACGUUCCCUGCACGAAGCAACCAUGACCGAAUAAAACAGGAGGACCUGAGAAGACUGGUCACAUACCUGUCUACUGUUCCCAGUGAAGAUGUGUGCAAGCGAGGCUUCACUGUCAUCAUCGACAUGCGGGGCUCCAAGUGGGAGCUGAUCAAGCCUCUGCUAAAGACACUGCAGGAGUUUUUCCCGGUUGAGAUCUGCGUUGCACUCAUCAUCAAACCUGACAACUUCUGGCAGAAGCAGAAGACCAACUUUGGCAGCGCAAAGUUUUCCUUUGAAACCACCAUGGUGUCAGUGGAAGGUCUCGCCAAGUUGGUUGAUCCUUCACAGCUCACAGACGACUUUGAAGGUUCUUUGGACUACAACCAUGAGGAGUGGAUGGACCUUAGAGUCUCUCUGGAGGAGUUCAUGGCCAAUGCCGUUCAUCUGCUGUCCCGGCUGGAAGACCUGCAGGAUGUUUUGUCCAAGAAAGAAUUUCCUUCUGACGUUGAAGGAUCUCGUCGGCUAAUAGAAGAGCACACACAGCUGAAGAAGAAGGUGCUAAAAGCUCCCGUGGAAGAGUUGGACCGUGAAGGCCAACGCCUGCUGCAAUGUAUCCGAUGUAGUGAUGGUUAUUCGGGGAGGACCUGCAUCUCUGGUUCUGCCGAUUUCCAGAGCCUUGUGCCCAAGGUGGCCAGUCUACUGGACAAGCUCCAUUCCACCAGGCAGCAUCUCCACCAGAUGUGGCAUGUUCGGAAACUGAAGUUGGACCAGUGCUUCCAACUACGGCUAUUUGAGCAGGACGCAGAGAAGAUGUUUGACUGGAUCAGCCACAACAAGGAGCUGUUCCUACAGAGCCAUACCGAAAUAGGACGAACGUACCAACAUGCCGCUGAGCUGCAGACGCAACACAACCACUUUGCCAUGAACUCUAUGAACGCCUAUGUCAACAUCAACCGUAUCAUGUCGGUAGCGAGUCGCCUGUCAGAGGUGGGACAUUAUGCCUCCACACAGAUUAAACAGAUUUCAAGUCAGCUGGACCUCGACUGGAAAAGUUUUGCAGCUGCUCUUGACGAACGAUCCACCAUCCUCGCCAUGUCCGCUGUUUUCCACCAGAAAGCGGAACAGUUCUUGUCAGAGGUGGAGGCGUGGUGCAAAGUCUGCAGUGAAGGGGGUCUCCCAACUGAGAUGCAGGAGUUGGAGCUGGCCAUCCACCGUCAUCAGAGCCUUUACGAGCAGGUCACACAGGCCUACACCGAGGUGAGCCAGGAUGGGAAAGCUCUUCUGGAUGUUCUGCAAAGACCGCUUAGUCCUGGCAACUCAGAGUCUCUGACUGCCACUGCAAACUACUCCAAAGCGGUCCAUUGUAUACUGGAUGUGGUCCAUGAAGUGCUCCACCAUCAGCGCCGUCUGGAGAAUAUUUGGCAGCACCGAAAAGUCCGACUGCACCAGAGACUGCAGCUGUGUGUAUUCCAGCAGGAUGUUCAGCAGGUUAUGGACUGGAUUGAAAACCAUGGUGAGGCUUUCCUCAGCAAACACACUGGAGUGGGGAAAUCCCUUCAUCGAGCUCGAGCACUGCAGAAACGACAUGACGACUUUGAAGACGUUGCUCAGAACACAUAUACUAAUGCAGACAAGCUACUGGAGGCGGCCGAGCAACUGGCACAGACGGGCGAGUGUGACCCAGAGGAGAUAUACAAGGCGGCGCGUCACCUGGAGGUUCGAAUACAAGACUUUGUACGACGUGUUGAGCACAGGAAGCUGCUACUUGACAUGUCUGUGUCAUUCCACACGCACACCAAAGAGCUUUGGUCAUGGAUGGAGGAGCUCCAAAAGCAGCUGCUGGAUGAUGUGAGCUGCGACUCUGUAGAUUCAGUGCAGACACUCAUUCAGCAGUUCCAGCAGCAGCAGACAGCCACACUGGAAGCCACGCUCAAUGUCAUCAAGGAGGGGGAAGAACUUAUGCAGCAGCUCAGAGAUGCAGCCAUGUCCACCAAUAAGACGCCGCAUUGCAGUUCCAUCGCUCACAUCCAGGGAGUGCUGCAGCAAUUGGAUGAGGCUCAAGGCCAGAUGGAGGAGCUGUUUCACGAGCGCAAAAUAAAACUCGACAUCUUCCUGCAGCUACGCGUCUUUGAGCAGUACACCAUAGAGGUAACGGCUGAGUUAGACGCAUGGAAUGAGGACCUUGCUCGUCAGCUGAAUGAUGCGGGACGCUCGAGCAGCAGCAGCAGUAGCGGCGGUAGCAGUGGGAGCAGCAGCACUUCCUCCGGCGGAGCAGAGGACAUUGGCUUGGCCGAACAGAGGCUGAAGAGGCACGCCGAGAGGAAAGCGGCGAUGAACAACAUGACCUAUGAAGUGAUGCAGCAGGGACAAGACCUGCACCAGUACAUCAUGGAGGUGCAGGCCUCAGGCAUUGAGUUGACGGGGGAGAAGGACAUGGAUUUGGCCUCUCAGGUUCAGGAGCUCCUGGAGUUGCUACAUGAGAAGCAGCAGGAAGUGGAGCUCAGUGCUCAGCACACGCAUUCAAGACUGGAGCAAAGCCUGCAACUGCGUCACUUGCAGGCCGAGGUCAAACAGGUGCUCGGAUGGAUCCGUAAUGGUGAGUCCAUGUUGAACGCCAGCAUGGUGAAUGCCAGCUCGUUGUCUGAGGCAGAGCAGCUGCAGAGGGAGCACGAACAGUUCCAGAUGGCGAUAGAGUCCCUGUUCCAUGCUAACUCCCUCCAAAAGACCCAUCAGAGUGCUUUGCAAGUCCAGCAGAAAGCAGAGAUGAUGCUUCAGGCUGGUCACUAUGACCCAGAAGCCAUCCGCAGCUGUGCUGAGAAGGUAGCCGUCCACUGGCAGCAGUUGAUGCUUAAGAUGGAAGACCGCCUGAAGCUCGUCAAUGCCUCGGUGGCCUUCUACAAGACUUCCGAACAGGUUUGCAGCGUGUUGGAAAGCCUGGAGCAGGAAUACCGACGGGAUGAGGACUGGUGUGGAAUUCAUGAUAAAGUGGCAACCCUGGCUGACUGCGACCACCUUGUGCCUCUGAUCAGCAAACAUCUUGAACAGAAAGAAGCCUUUCUCAAGGCAUGUACGCUGGCUAGGAGGAAUGCUGAGGUCUUCCUCAAGUACAUCCACAGGAACAACGUUAGCAUCCCGGGAGCCGCUAGUCAUGGCAGAGGGCCCGAACAGCAGGUCAAAGCUAUUCUGAAUGAGCUGCUGCAGAGAGAAAACAGAGUCUUGCACUUCUGGACUCUGAAAAAGAGAAGGCUGGACCAAUGUCAACAGUACCUUGUCUUUGAACGCAGCGCCAAGCAGGCCCUUGAAUGGAUUCAGGAGACGGGUGACGUUUACCUGGCUACACACGCAUCAUCAAGUGACAGCAGCAAGGAGGCACAACAGCUCCUUAGUGACCAUCAUCACUUUAAAUUGACUGCCAAGCAAACAAAGGAGAAAGUGAAGCUCCUCAUCCAGCUCGCCGACAACUUGGUGGAGAAAGGGCAUGUCCACGUUAAUGAACUUAAGCGCUGGGUGAGCACGGUUGAUCGUCGAUACCGCGACUUCUCCCUGCGUAUGGCAAAGUACCAGGAGAACCUUGAGAGGACUCUUGGUGUUUCGUCUGAGGACAAUAAGGACUUAGAGUUGGAUAUUAUUCCAGCCAGCUUGUCGGACGAUCCUGAGAUCAAACUACGGGAGCCAACUGAUGAGGUCAAUGAGGAGAAAAGGAAAUCAGCGAGGAAGAAAGAGUUCAUCAUGGCUGAGCUUCUGCAGACUGAGAAGACCUAUGUCAGAGAUCUCCAAGAAUGUCUGGAGACCUACUUGUGUGAGAUGACCAAGGGUGGGGAUGAAAUCCCACCUGCGAUAGCCAAUAAGGAGCUCGUCAUCUUUGGCAACAUGCAGGAGAUCUACGACUUCCACAACAAUAUUUUCCUGAAGGAGCUUGUCAACUAUGAGCAGCUGCCAGAGGAUGUGGGUCACUGCUUUGUCACCUGGGCUGAUAAAUUCCACAUCUACGUGGAUUACUGCAAGAACAAGCCCGAUUCCAGCCAACUCAUCCUUGAGCAUGCUGGCACCUUUUUUGAUGAUAUCCAGCAGCGACGUGGCCUGGCUAACUCCAUCUCAUCUUACCUCAUCAAACCGGUGCAGAGAAUCACCAAGUACCAGCUGCUCCUCAAGGAGUUGCUGUCAUGCUGCGAAGAGGGCAAAGGAGAGAUCAAAGAUGGUCUAGAGGUCAUGCUCAGUGUUCCCAAGAGAGCCAAUGAUGCCAUGCACCUCGCCAUGUUGGAAGGUUUCGAGGAAAAUUUGGAGGUGCAGGGUGAGUUGAUGCUGCAAGACAGUUUCCAGGUUUGGGAUCCGCGUUCGCUAAUCCGAAAAGGGCGGGACCGGCACCUCUUCUUGUUUGAGUUCUCGCUGGUCUUCAGCAAGGAGUUCAAAGACUCGGCAGGCAGAACUAAGUACCAGUAUAAACAAAGACUACUGACAUCAGAGUUGGGGGUGACAGAGCACAUAGAAGGCGACCCAUGUAAAUUUGCACUCUGGGCUGGACGAACCCCAUCCUCCGACAAUAAAACUGUGUUAAAGGCGUCCAGUGUCGAAGCCAAACAGGAAUGGAUAAAGAACAUCCGGGAGGUGAUCCAGGAGAGAAUGACUCACCUGAAAGGGGCUUUGAAAGAGCCAGUUCAGCUACCUAAAACAGCAACACUGACCAAACCUCGCAAUAACGCCAAAAGGGAUGGAGGCGAGGAUGGAGACAGUCAGGGAGACGGCAGCAGCCAACCAGACACCAUUUCCAUUGCAUCCAGAACCUCGCAGAACACAGUGGACAGUGACAAGCUCUCUGGGGGUUGUGAGUUGACGGUGGUGCUGCAGGACUUCACAGCAGGAUGUAGCAGUGAGAUCUCUGUCAGCACUGGCCAGACAGUGGAGCUGCUGGAGAGGCCCAGUGAGCGACCCGGGUGGUGUCUGGUCCGGACCACCGAACGCAGCCCGCCUCAAGAGGGUCUGGUCCCCAGUUCUGCCCUAUGUGUGUCCCACUCGCGCUCCAGUGUGGAGAUGGACUGCUUCUUCAACUCAGGGAAAGAAAACUAUUCUGUCAGCGGCUCCGAUGGAAAGACUGAGUCAGUGACGAACCUCCAGCCGCAGCAGUCACUCAGCUCACUGCAGUCCAACUCACCAGGACCCAAGCGCUCCGGAAACACACUCCGGAAAUGGCUGACCAAUCCCGUUCGUCGCCUAAGUCAUGGCAGCUCAGUUAAGAAACACCCCAACAACAAACAGAAAAAGACCGGUUCUGGGGAGGGGAGAGAUGAGAGCAAGAAAGGGCAGCCUGACCUUAACCCACAAGAUGACAUCAUUAAUCAGCAUAUCAUCAGCAAAGAGGGUAACCUCCUCUCCAAGACGUCAUCUGGCACGCAGAGUGGCGGCGAAGAGGAGCAGGAUGAGGAGGCGCAUACACCAUUGCCUCCACCCAUGGAGAUCAUCAAGGAUCCGUCGUCGUCGUCCUUGCUAACAUCUCUGCAGUCGUCUUCUGAAGUGCCCUGUGCUGCCGAGCUGGUUAGCGCCAUAGAAAAACUGGUUAAAACCAAGAUGGUGAGUGUGGCACACCCAGUCUUUUCCCCACUCUCUCCACCGGAACAAAGCACUCCAGUUCAGCCCCGGAACCCUGAGCUGGAACAGAGAGCCAAAGCCAUGAGGGGCCGCAUGUUUGUUCUUAAUGAGCUGAUACAGACAGAGAAGGACUAUGUCAAAGACUUGGGCAUCGUAGUUGAGCGCUUUAUGAAGAGGAUAGAGGAAAAAGGAAUUCCCGACGAUAUGAAAGGAAAAGAGAAGAUCGUCUUUGGGAACAUCCAUCAGAUCUAUGAUUGGCACAGAGACUUCUUUGUUGGAGAGUUGGAAAAAUGUCUAGACGACCACGAGCACCUGGCCGAGCUCUUCAUCAAACAUGAAAGAAGAUUGCACAUGUAUGUGGUGUACUGUCAGAACAAACCCAAGUCUGAGUUCAUCGUAGCAGAAUAUGACAGUUAUUUUGACGGAGUCCAGCAGGACCUUGAGUCCCGAUUGAGCAUAAGCGACUACCUUAUCAAACCAAUCCAAAGAAUCACAAAAUACCAGCUACUAUUGAAGGAUUUCCUUAAGUAUAGCUCCAAAGCGGGAAUGGACUGUGAACAAAUAGAGAAAGCAGUAGAUUUGAUGUCUCAGGUUCCCAAACUGUGUAACGACAUGAUGAACUUAGGACGGUUACAAGGAUAUGAGGGCAAGCUAACCAGUCAAGGCAAGCUGCUACAGCAGGAGACGUUCUACGUGACUGAGCAGGACGGUGGCGUCUUGUCACGCUCAAAAGAGCGCCGGGUUUUCCUUUUCGAGCAGAUCGUGAUUUUCAGUGAACUGCUAAGGAAAGGCUCAACCACGCCUGGAUACCAGUUCAAAAAGAGCAUAAAGGUGUCCAACUUGGGUCUAGAAGAGAGCGUGGACAACGAUCAGUGUAAGUUCGUCUUGUCAUGUCGUGGCUCGUCGGAGCAUUUUACCCUGCAGGCGGCCAACGUUGACAUCAAGCAGGUCUGGAUCGGACACAUCCAGGCACUUCUGGAUGCUCAAAGCAACUUCCUAUCUGCACUCGUGUCUCCUAUUGAGUACCAGCUAAAGAGCGGCUACAGCUUGUCGCUGACCAGAAACCGCUCAACAGCCAGCAAUCGUUCGACCACGCCCUCUCACAGCCGGCCCUCGUCAGCGGUCAACCCCGGCGAAAAGGAUAGUGAGAGAGGCCAAAGCCACUUGAACAUGUCCACCUCCAACGGUGGCACGUCAUGCUUUGACUCCAAGGAGAACGGCGGCGGCGGGUCCUGCAAUGGCGCCUCGUCCACCAUGCGUGUCAUUCAAGACUACUCUGCCCUCAAGGAGAAUGAAAUUUGCGUGAGCCAAGGUGAAACGGUGCAGGUCCUGGCGACCAAUCAGCAGAACAUGUACCUCGUUUACCGGGCCGCCAACAGCCAGUCACCCGCUGCCGAGGGCUGGGUGCCGGGACACGUCCUGGGCCCUUCCCACAAGCUAUUAAAAGACUCCUCUUCUGCCACGUCCUUCUCUGCGGCGGUGGCCGACGCCAGCAACAUCAAAAAGUCUCUCUCGUGGAACACGCUACGCGCUAGGAAGCGUGCCGAAGCCAAGGAGCUCUCAGCAUUGGGGGUCAGAGGUCAAGAGAAUGGCCUCCUGCGUAAGACAAAAGAAACUACGCCCCCUCCCCCGCUGCCUGCCUCCCCUGUUGCCAGGGCGAAGGGCAAAGAGGUUCACACUUCUGAUGAAUCAGACUGUGACGACGACCUUGACCCAAAGACUGGCAUGGAGCUUCUCAACCCAAACUUCAUCCAGGAAGUUGCUCCAGAGUUCCUGGUACCACUCUCAGACAUAGUGUGUGCCUUCGGGGAGACUGUUGUCCUCUGUUGCAAAGUUUGUGGACGACCCAAACCCACUUUCACCCUUAAGGGACCUGACCAGAACCCGGUGACCAGCAACAGCCGUUUCACCAUUGACAUCAGGGAUACGGGCGACAUCUUGUUGAAGAUCUGUAACCUAAUGCCGCAGGACACCGGCAUCUACACCUGUGUCGCUGUCAAUGAGCAUGGCUCUGCCUCCUCAUCCGCCUCGAUUAAAGUACAAGGUAUUCCAGCUGCCCCUGGAAGACCAGUAGCUCAGGAGGCCAGCAGUACAUCUGUGAUGCUCCACUGGCCGCCGCCGACUUCUUCUACUCACUGUUCAGUCAGCAGCUACAUGGUGGAGUACCGCCAAGAAGACUCACUGCUCUGGCAACAGGUGUCCAGCAGUAUGGAGGAGUGCCUUCAGAUCGACACCCUCAUCCCCGGCGGCCACUACCAGUUCAGAGUCCGAGCUUCCAACCGCUGGGGACUUGGCCCUCCAUCAGAGCCUUCCAAUAUGGUGUCACUGUCCAGCAGUAACUCUGCUCAUGACGGAACAGGAAUCCAAUGGAAAGAAAAUUUUGAGUCAACAUUCUCUGAGAUUUGUGAGAUUGGAAGGGGACGUUUCUCGGUCGUGCGAAAAUGUCUCAACAAGGUCACAAAGAAAGAGGUGGCAGUGAAGUUCGUGAACAAGAAAAUGCAAAAGAAGGAACAGGCAGCUCAUGAAGCCGAUAUUCUCCAACAUGUGCAAAACCACCAGCUGGUGUCACUAUUGGACACCUAUGAGUCCCCGACGUCACUGAUGCUUGUCCUGGAGUUGCUUGAGGAUGGUCGUCUCCUUGAUUACUUGGUUGCCCACGAUGAGUUGAUGGAGGAGAAGGUGGCCUUCUUCAUCCGAGAGACACUAGAAGCACUGCAGCACCUUCACACCUGCCGAGUAGCACACCUGGACUUGAAGCCUGAGAACAUCAUGGUGGAUCUCCAUUCUCCCACACCGUGCGUCAAGCUCAUUGACCUAGGAGAUGCUGUCCAGCUGUCUGCACACCGCCGCUACGUCCACUUGUUGUUGGGUAACCCAGAGUUCGCUGCACCUGAGCUCAUCUGUGGCACCCCGGUCUCUGUCGCUACCGACGUGUGGAGCAUCGGAGUCCUGGUUUACGUCAUGCUCAGCGGCGUGUCGCCCUUUCUCGACGAGUCUCCUGAGGAAACUUGCGUCAACAUCUGCCGCCUUGAUUUCUGCUUCCCCGAUGAUUACUUCAGGGAUGUGAGCCAGGCGGCGAGGGAUUUUGUGUCCUCUGCUCUCCAGCAGGACCCAAGGAAGAGGCCAACUGCUACAUCCUGCUUGCAGCACCCGUGGGUGGGCCGUGGAGGCGCACACGGUGGGGAGUACUCCAAGACACCUCUGGACACUACUCGAUUGGCCAUGUUUAUUGAUCGAAGAAAACAACUUCAUGAUGUGCGUCCCAUCACCAACAUCAAAGGACUAGUGAGCAACAGUAUGGGAAAUUCACUGUGA